GCGCGCCAGCGCCACCGCAGCAGGGCUGUGGGUCAGGGUCUGGGUGGCGUGGGAGUCAUGGCCAGCCACCUCGAGCUCAACAACGGUGUCAAGAUGCCCAUCCUCGGGCUGGGCACCUGGAAGUCUCCUCCAGGCCAAGUGACUGAGGCUGUGAAGGUAGCCAUUGACCUUGGGUACCGCCACAUUGACUGCGCCCAUGUGUACCAGAAUGAGAAGGAGGUGGGGGUGGCUCUCCAAGAGAAGAUCAAGGAACAGGUUGUGAAGCGCCCGGACCUCUUCAUUGUCAGCAAGCUUUGGUGCACGUUCCAUGACAAAAGCCUGGUGAAGGGAGCCUGCCAGAAGACACUCAGUGACCUGAAGCUGGACUACUUGGACCUCUACCUCAUUCACUGGCCAACAGGCUUCAAGCAUGGGAAUGAAUUUUUCCCCUUGGAUGCAUCAGGCAACGUGAUUCCCAGCGACACGGAUUUUAUGGACACCUGGGCGGCCAUGGAAGAGCUGGUAGAUGAAGGGCUGGUGAAAACAAUUGGCAUUUCCAACUUUAACCACCUCCAGAUUGAGAAACUCUUAAACAAACCUGGCUUAAAAUACAAGCCAGCAGUUAACCAGAUCGAGUGCCACCCGUACCUAACUCAGGAGAAGUUGAUCCAGUACUGCCAUUCCAAAGGCAUUGUGGUGACUGCCUACAGUCCCCUCGGCUCUCCUGACAGGCCCUGGGCCCAACCUGAGGACCCUUCCAUCCUGGAGGAUCCCAAUAUCAUGGCCAUUGCAGCCAAGUACAAUAAAACUACAGCCCAGGUGCUGAUUCGGUUCCCUAUACAGAGGAAUUUGGUGGUAAUCCCCAAGUCUGUGACACCAGCACGCAUUGCUGAAAACUUUCAGGUCUUUGACUUUGCACUGAGCAGUGAGGACAUGGCCACUUUACUCAGCUAUAACAGGAACUGGAGGGUCUGUGCCUUGCUGAGCUGUGCUGCCCACAAGGAUUAUCCCUUCAAUGCAGAGUUUUGAAACUAUGGAUGAUUGCUCUUCCCCAGGUGACUUGGACCUGUUCUUCCUGCAUUGUUUGUCCCUACAAGUAUGUGUGACCCGUAGCCCUUGGCAGGGGACAACAAACUGCAAACUAGGUACCCAGGAUUUGUUAGCUUGAUAUAGAGUUUGAAUAACAGUAUCAGUAGACUAGGUGUCUCUUCCAGUCUUUUCUUUGCCUUUCUUCUGGCCCAGCUAGAGGAAGAAUGACCUGAGUACCCUUUCUAACCAAAGAGAAGCAAAAUCUACAAAGUCAAAAUAGUGCCACUAACAGUUGUGUUUUGACUGCUUUGAACUGUAAUCCUUUCAGCCAGACUUCUCUUUGUCUAAAAUAAAAAGUGCUUUU
Molecule: messenger RNA, 1372 nt
Organism: Castor canadensis (American beaver)
Lineage: Eukaryota; Metazoa; Chordata; Mammalia; Rodentia; Castoridae
Product: aldo-keto reductase family 1 member B1
Molecular function (GO): oxidoreductase activity
Source: RefSeq, a predicted model, not a curated record